AAUAUUUAUCCCAUGUGCAGGAGGGACGCGUGUCGACGAUGUAUUGGGUGAUAGCGAUAACCACCUCUGACAGCUCCCAACGCCUUGCGCCACCUCUGACAUGUGCGCGGCGUGUCAGAGUACGGACGGGCAGCUUGGGCAGCCAACUUAGCCUUAUCCGGGCAGCUAUUAGGGCAGGUAUCUCACCCCUAUAUAAAGGGGGUGAGCCUUUCUUCCUUAACACAUUCUAUUCAUUCUCUAAAUUCCAGUAUACUCAUACACAUACUGACUUAAGCAUCGGAGGCUCUUCACCGGACCCAACCCCCGGUGCGAGAGUUAUUUGCAGGUUUCCGGCGUUCUACCGGCAAGGACAAGAAUCGAUCUACUCCAAACCGGACCCGGACGCUUACACUUGCAUUAUUAUUCUUUGGCUAUCGAAUACGGUGAUGGUGUCGAAGUCGGAGGGAAAAUGGAGGAUGUGCAUCGAUUUUCGUGACCUGAACAAGGCGUGCCCGAAGGAUCUAUAUCUGCUACCCAGAAUCGACCAGCUGGUCGACUCCACGGCAGGUUGUGAGUUGCUGAGUCUGAUGGAUGCAUCCCAGGGGUAUCAUCAAAUCCCCUUGGCUAGAGAGGAUAUGAAGCGGGUGAGUUUCGUGACGAGUCGAGGGACCUAUUGUUACGUGGUCAUGCCGUUCGGUUUAAAGAAUGCGGGUGCCACGUAUCAAAGGUUGGUCGAUAAAAUUUUUAAGGAGCAACUGGGAAGGAAUAUGGAGGUAUACGUGGAUGAUAUGUUGGUGAAGAGUAAGGAGGAACUGGAUCAUGUGCGAGAUUUGAAAGAAACAUUCUUAACGUUGCAGAGAUACGGGAUGAAGCUGAACCCGGCUAAGUGCUCUUUCGGGGUGAGGUCAGGAAAAGUUUUGGGCUAUCUGGUGACCAAGAGGGGUAUUGAAGUCAAUCCGGAGAAGGUUCGAGCUGUGAUGGAGAUGAAGUCACCAACAAACGUAAAAGAGGUGCAGAUUUUAGCCCGUCGAAUUGCGGGGCUGAGUCGUUUCAUAUCGAAGGUGGCGGAGAAGAGUGGUCCAUUAUUCAAAACCCUGAAAAAGAGCGCGAAGUUCCAAUGGACGGAAGAGGCGCAAAAAGCAUUUGAGGAGCUACGAGGGGUGUUGGCCAACCUCCCUUUAUUGGCCAAACCCGUGCAAGGAGAAGAGCUGGUGCUAUACAUUUCUAUCGGAGAAAGAGCUGUAAGUUCGGUACUGUUGCGAGAGGAAGGAACGACGCAGUUGCCUAUCUAUUAUGUGAGUAGGGUGAUGCAGGGGGCCGAGACGAGGUAUUCGGAGAUCGAGAAAUGCGCUUUAGCUGUGGUUGUAACGGCUCGAAAGUUAAGACCUUAUUUUUUUAACCAUAUAGUGAGGGUGCGAACGAACAUGCCAUUAGGAGAGACACUUGGCCGGCCGUCAGUCUCUGGUCGAUUGGUGAAGUGGGCAGUCGAGCUGAGUGAAUAUUCUUUGAUGUACGAGCCAAGGAGAUCCAUAAAGGCACAGGUGUUGGCUGAUUUCAUCCAGGAGGGAACGAAAGUCGAGGAGGAGUCAGAAGGACUAUGGCA
This is a messenger RNA of Striga hermonthica, 1582 nucleotides long. The record is from the annotation of a GenBank genome assembly. Lineage: Eukaryota; Viridiplantae; Streptophyta; Magnoliopsida; Lamiales; Orobanchaceae.